This is a messenger RNA of Phaeoacremonium minimum UCRPA7, 1320 nucleotides long. Its product is annotated as putative sugar transporter-like protein. The record is from RefSeq and is a predicted model, not a curated record. NCBI's taxonomy places the organism in Eukaryota, Fungi, Ascomycota, Sordariomycetes, Togniniales, Togniniaceae. The transcript has a single exon. Gene Ontology annotation, molecular function: carbohydrate:proton symporter activity. Bases 1 to 1320 code for a protein of 439 amino acids. Gene Ontology annotation, biological process: transmembrane transport; carbohydrate transport. Gene Ontology annotation, cellular component: membrane.
AUGUACAACAUUGGCUCCGUAGCCGCCGUUUUCUGUACCGGACCCGUAAAUGACUACUUCGGUAGAAGAGUGGGAAUGUUCACCGGGGCUUUGAUCAUCAUUAUCGGCACCUGCGUUCAAGCUACCAGCUCUGGACGUGGACAAUUCCUCGGCGGUCGUUUCGUUCUUGGUUUUGGAGUCAGUUUCUGCUGCGUGUCUGCUCCAUGCUACGUCAGCGAAAUGGCGCACCCCAGCUGGCGCGGCACCAUUACUGGACUGUACAACUGUACAUGGUACAUCGGAUCGAUCAUUGCCAGCUGGGUGGUAUAUGGCUGCAGUUAUAUCGACUCGAACACCGCAUGGCGCAUUCCCAUCUGGUGCCAAAUGAUCACUUCAGGCAUUGUUGUUCUUGGCGUCUGGUUCUUGCCUGAAUCUCCAAGAUGGCUCAUGGCACAAGACAAGGUUGAUCAAGCGGCCAAGGUGCUGGCGACGUAUCACGGCGAGGGUGAUGAGAACCACCCAAUGGUGCAGUUGCAACUCAAGGAGAUGAUGACUCAAAUUCACACCGAGGCCAGCGACAAGAAGUGGUGGGACUACCACGAGCUCUGGAACACUCACAGCGCUCGACGCCGACUCAUCUGUGUUCUUGGUAUGGCUUGCUUUGGCCAGAUCAGCGGUAAUUCCUUGUCAUCCUACUACCUGCCUGCUAUGCUUAAGAAUGCGGGCAUCACCGACGAGCACAAGGUAUUGGCACUCAACGGCAUCAACCCAGUCCUGUGCUUCUUCGGUGCCAUUCUCGGUGCCCGCAUGACUGAUGUCAUUGGCCGUCGUCCCCUACUGAUCUACUCGAUCAUCUUCUGCUCUUGCUGCUUUGCCAUCAUCACCGGAACUAGCAAGCUCUCACUCGAUGAUCCAAGCAACAAAUCGGCCGCCAACACGACUGUCGCCUUCAUCUUCAUCUUUGGCAUAGUCUUUUCGUUUGGCUGGACUCCAUUGCAGUCGAUGUACAUUGCCGAGACACUGCCAACUACUACACGAGCCAAGGGCACUGCCAUCGGCAACUUCGCUAGCAGUGCUGCCAGCACUGUCAUCCAGUACAGCUCAGGGCCGGCGUUCAAGAACAUCUCUUACUACUUCUACCUGGUCUUCCUAUUCUGGGACUUGUUUGAGGCUGUCUUCAUCUAUUUCUUCUUCCCUGAGACGAAGGAUCGUACUCUCGAGGAGUUAGCUGAGGUGUUUGAAGCCCCGAACCCGGUGAAGAAGAGCUUAGAAAAGAGGACCGCCCAAACUGUCAUGAAUACUCUCAAUGUAACUCAUGAUGCGAAGGAGGUCCUUGCUUAA